Molecule: messenger RNA, 1845 nt
Organism: Trichoderma citrinoviride
Lineage: Eukaryota; Fungi; Ascomycota; Sordariomycetes; Hypocreales; Hypocreaceae
Exons: 4
Coding region: 1-1845 (614 amino acids)
Cellular component (GO): nucleus; cytoplasm
Molecular function (GO): mRNA binding
Source: RefSeq, a predicted model, not a curated record
AUGGCUCAGCAGCCUCACGAUAUGAGCUACCUUGACUACGGCUCGGCGCCUAACCGGUCGCCCAGCUCCUCGAGACAGAACUACGCCAACUUCCCUUCCGGCCUCACCAUGCCCCGACAGACCCAACGGCCCUUCGAUGCGCCCCUCCCCUCGAACGCCCUCUAUUCUACCGAUAGACUGGCCAGCAGCUACGGCAACCGAGCCAUGGACACUGUCGGCGCUGGCAGCAUGCCUACCUACAUGAUGGAUAACAACCAGUCGUGGAGUUACAACGCUUCCGGCGUGGCCACCGUUGGCGGCGCCGUGCAUGGCCCGGGAAGGCAGCGAAGCGUCAACCGGCGAGCAGCUUUGCCAACUAAUUGGACCGAGCAUGGCGGAAUGGGCAUGCCUAACCUUCAGUCCUACUCCAACGGCCUCGGCGCCGCAGCCAUGGCCAACGGUGGCCUCCGUGUCGAUGGCCCCGGAUCCCACCCGUCUCCCAACAGCCUCCAGUCUGCCGGCAACGAUGCCGACCAGCUCAUUCCCACGGCCAUUGUGAUCAAGAACAUCCCCUUUGCUGUCCGGAAGGAGACGCUUGCUUCCAUCAUGCUGGAGAUGCACCUUCCCCAGCCCUACGCUUUCAACUACCACUUUGACAAUGGUGUUUUCCGAGGACUCGCUUUUGCCAACUUCCAGUCCGCUGACGAUACUCGCCUUGUCAUUGAUGCGAUGAAUGGAAUGGAUGUCCAUGGCCGGAAACUGCGCGUCGAGUACAAGAAGAUGUUGCCCGAGGCGGAACGUGAGCGCAUUGAGAGGGAGAAGAGGGAGCGCCGAGGACAGCUCGAGGAGCAGCACCGCGCCCCGUUGCUGCACAACCAGAGCUCGAUCCAGUCUCUGGGCGGCAUGUCUCAGGCCCAGCCGCGCACCGCCAGCGCUGCCGCUGGCCCUCCUACGUCUUCUCUUCUUGGCGACAUCGAUAUGAAUGACCCCCAGACGCUCGAGUUUUACACCGAGCUUGCCAUGUUCCGAAGGGACGACAGCCGGGAAAUCCUCGUCUUCCCUCCCGGAAUUGCCCCUGAGCACCGACGAUGCAUUCACAUCCUCGCCCACCACAUGGGCCUCGAGCACCAGUCCAUCGGCGAGGCCGACUCGCGACAGCUGACGGUGCUCAAGCGACAGCAGCCCUCGCCCACGGCGAACCUCCAGACGCCGCCUGCCAGCAGCCUCGAUGUGCACAAGCGUGGCCUGAGCCGGGCCGCCACGUUCGACUUUGCCGCCGACCGGGAGUCUCGCACAUCCAGCAGCACCUAUGGCCACCUUGUUGGUCGACACGGGCCCACGCUCGAGCUUCCCGGCAGCCCAGACGGAGGCGGAAUCCCCAACAACCUGCGUGCGGCCAAGAGCUUUGCCGACCUCCGCUCAUUCACCCCUAGCCCUUCUCAGGCGUCAUCGAGCUAUCUUGCUCCCGGCAGCGGCUUGAGCAGCAUUGCCCCGACCUCCACGGCCCGGUUUGGCGACUACCUCAGCAACGGGAGCCAGUCGCAGAGCGGCAACCCCAGCACUCCGGGGAAGAACGACAACGGUCUCGUCAGCGGCCUCAGCGGAUUGAGCCUGUCCCCGUUUGAAGCGAGCUCGCUGCAGUCUCAGGCGCGUAACACCCCUGGGGCUAUUGGCAGCCAGCGGCCCAGCGCAAACGGAAACGGGGUCAAGAACAUCCCUGAGAGGCAGCCGCGGAACCCGGAAUGGGAGGCGUCCAAUGGUUUUGGCCGUACUCGGGCAAACGGCCACAUGCAGCGCGGUAGUGAUUCCUCGGACAACGGAGCUCGCGUCGGCACCAGCUCCACUAACGCUUCGAGAUACCACUAA